GGUGAACCACAAACCGGGGACCCCGUCCACUCAAACUCCUCACCACUUAGUUUGUCCCGGUCAAACAUUUCCCCUUUUUUUUUUUACCCCAGACAAUCACAAAUUCAAAGACGCCAUUUCCCGACUAAGAGGUGUCCGCUUCACUUUCCUCGCAAAAGCGAUAUUUUUUUUGUUUUGGGGGGUCCAUUGAGCGACACAAAAAAGGGGGCAGCUGCUCAGAGGAACUUGUGAAGAGCCAUCGGCGCGACCCGGCGUAAUAAACAAACCUCCGGCAGCGCGAAGCUCCAGCAGCUCGGCCACAGCCAGAGACGGACGCGGACCCCGAGAAGGUGGCACGCACACGGCUAACGCAGUCACAAACCACCCCUCGAAACGGCCUUUCCCGCCCGCGGAACCGGCAAAUACCCAGGUGACGGCUGUGAGCGCGUGCCGCACCGCACCGCAGGAGAGUGUGUGUGUCUGUCCCUCACCCGGCGAGAUGGUGAAGGCCCAGCACAGCAGGAAGAGCUCCCUCUGUCUGCGCAGACAGACUUCGGGUCGGAUGGAUGCAGAGCUAGAGGAGGAGAAGCCCAAGAGAGGAUCCCCCUCCACGGACCCGCCCCAGCCCAAGGCCCAGGCUCCGGUUGCGGCCUCCCCUGAGAGCCAAGUGCAGGAAUGCAGUCCAGAGGGGAACCCCGAAAAGGGGGACUGUUCUGGGCAGACCAAGGCCCUCUGGAAGCCUAUCCCCCCACUACAGCCCCAGGAUGGCCCUGGCCACGCCACCAAAGACCAGAGCUGCCAGACAGAGGAGAGGCUUCAAGACAGCCAGGACGCCUGCAGUCACACUCCAGGUCACUGUAUCGAGCCGGGAGACCCUCCUCUACUGCAGAAGCCCCUGCAGACCUCCAAGUCCGGCAUCCAGCAGAUCAUUGAAUGCUUCCAAUCAGGUACCAGUGAGCUGAAGCAGAUGCUAUUGAGGGAGGUGGACACCAUCUUUGAGUGCAAACUCUGCCGCAGCCUCUUCAGGGGACUGCCCAACCUCAUCACGCACAGAGAGUACUACUGCAUCAGCAGCCAGCCGCCCGACGCAGAUGGCGACGACGGGCACAGCGUGGCGGUGAAGGAGCUGGUCCAGGCCCUGUACCCCAGGAAGGAGCAUCCCGACCAGGUGGUCCGCCUGGAGCCCAUCGGGACCACCACCAAGGCCGUGUUCCAGUACCUCACCACCGAGGAGGAGCUGGCCUGCAGCAGGCACAACCCGGGCUCAUGGGUGGGGGAGCAGCCCGAGGAGGAGGAGGAGGAGGAGGAGGAGGAAGAGGAGAUGGAGGAGGAGGAAGAGGAGGAGGAGGAGGAGGAGGAGCAACAGACCUGUGAGCCCGAGAGCCGCAGCGGCAAGCAGUCACCGGGUCCCCCUGCGGCCCCCAAGAAGAGGGCGGAGCCCGAGAAGGACGCGCCGAAGGCGGCUAGGGAGGACCCGCCGCCCGCGGCCGACGAGGACAGCUCCCACAGUGGGGUGGAGGACGUGACCAUCUCCUGCUGUCUGUGCGGCAAGGACUUCAACUCCCGCCGCAGCAUCCGCCGCCACUGCCGCAAGAUGCACCAGAGCAAGCUGGAGGAGCUGCGCAAGUUCACCGAGACGCGCACCAUCCCCUUCAGCCUGGUCUCCGUGGUCAAAGGUCGCCCCAAGACCCUGGCCUCGCCCGUGGGCGCCAAGUCCUGCCCCGUGUGCAAGAAGAACUUUGCCACCAAGGCCAACGUGCGGCGCCACUUCGACGAGGUGCACCGCGGGCUCCGCCGCGACCUCAUCACACCGGAGAACGCCACGCGGCCGGGCCACCUCCUCUCCCUGGAGGACACGCCCCCCCGGAAGCCGGGCGCGGCCGUGACACCGCCGCGCGUCGCCAGCCCCAAGCCCGCCGCGCAGAACCCUAAAAGCUCCGGCGCCGCCAGCAGCAGCAGCAGCAGCAGCAGCACCGCCGCCGCCGCGGCUCAGAGCCACGGCCGGUCCCGGACCCCCAACCAGACGCGGGCCAGGGCGCAGAAGGCCCACAAGCAGCAGCAGCAGCAGCAGCAGGCGGCGGCGCCCACCCAGCAGUACAGCAUCUCGUCCUGCCGCUGCAUGCGCUGCAAGAAGACCUACAGCUCUCAGGUGAUGCUGAAGAGGCACAUGCGCAUCGUCCACAAGGUGGUCGGUCUUCAAGAAGAGCGGGGCUCCAAGCUGACGCGGUCGCAGCGCGCCAACGCAAGACUCCGGCCGCGCCCGCCACGCCAACCGAGUCCACGUGAAGGAGGAGGCCAGGGAGAGCUCGGAGGAGGAGGAGGAGGAGGAGGAAAGAGGAGGAGGAGGCGGAAGCAGAGGAGGAGGAGGAGGAGGCCGCCGAAGAGGAGGAGGAGGAGGAGGAGGAGGAGGAGGAAGCGCAGGUGGAGGAGGAGAAAGUACGCAGCCGUUCCACCCCGCCCCCCGGCGUCAGCCACGAGAAGAACCCCCGCGACGCCGCCGCCUCCACCGCCGCCGCCAGCGGGCGGUCAAGAACGAGGAGGAGACUCCCUCCUUCCUGGCCGACUCCUCCUCCUCCCCUGGCGCCGGCGGGCGGACCGCGAGCCCCCCGCGGCCGGCGCCAAGGGGGGCCGCGCGCCGCGGCUGUCGGUGGGGUUCGACUUCAAGCAGCUGUUCUGCAAGCUGUGCAAGCGGCAGUUCAGCUCGCGGCAGAACCUCACCAAGCACAUCGAGCUGCACACGGACGGCAACGAGAUCUUCAUCAAGUUCUACCGCUGCCCGCUGUGCCGCUACGAGUCGCGGCGCAAGCGCGACGUGCUGCGCCACGUCACGGUGGUGCACAAGCAGCCCUCGGCCUACCUCGCCAAGAUCGUCCCCAAGCUGGAGAGCCGGGCGGUGAAGCGGCCCGCCGAGGUGGUGCUGACCAACACCACCAAGAGGCCGGGCGGAGCCGCCGCGGCCGGCGGCUGGCAAGAGCGGCGUCAACGGGCCGCCCACGCACCGUCGUCCUCCUCGGCGUCGGCGUCCAACGCCGCGCCUCAGCCCCGUCCGCCCUCGCCGCCCGUCACCCGCAAGCAGGACCAGCUGUCGGCGGCGGCACCGCCCCCCGUCCGGAGGCAGCUGGAUCUGUCCCCGGCGGCGUACGCCCCGGCCCCCGCCCCCGUCACGCGGACCCAGGACCGCCAGCAGCAGCAGCAGCAGCGGCGGCCGUCCACUCCGCCGCUGACGCGCCAGAGCGACAAGGGCAGCCACCCCGACCACGGCCACGCCCCCUCCUCGGCCGGCUCCGCCCUCCCGGAGCAACGACGCCCCCUCGGAGAGCGCAGCACGGGCUCGACCUCCACCGAGGUCAAGGUCACGCAGAACUUCUCUGAGGCCCCCCAGAGGCCUCUAGUCUCAGUGAGGGCCCCAGAGGUCCAGGGUCUCAGUGAGGCCCCCAAGAGGUCCCCCCCCUCCGUCCCGGCCCUGUGUCUCAGUGAGGGCCCCAGAGUGAGGGCCCCAGAGGUCCCCCCCUCCGUCCCGGCCUCUAGUCUCAGUGAGGGCCCCAGAGGUCCAGGGUCUCAUGAGGCCCCCCAGAGGCCUCUAGUCUCAGUGAGGGCCCCAGAGGUCCAGGGUCUCAGUGAGGCCCCCAAGAGGUCCCCCCCCUCCGUCCCGGCCCUGUGUCUCAGUGAGGGCCCCAGAGUGAGGGCCCCUGAGGUCCAGUGUCUCAGUGAGGCCCCCCAGAGGCCUCUUGUCUCAGUGAGGGCCCCUGAGGUCCAGUGUCUCAGUGAGGCCCCCCAGAGGCCUCUUGUCUCAGUGAGGGCCCCUGAGGUCCAGUGUCUCAGUGAGGCCCCCCAGAGGCCUCUUGUCUCAGUGAGGGCCCCAGAGGUCCAGUGUCUCAGUGAGGCCCCCCAGAGGCCUCUUGUCUCAGUGAGGGCCCCUGAGGUCCAGUGUCUCAGUGAGGCCCCCCAGAGGCCUCUUGUCUCAGUGAGGGCCCCUGAGGUCCAGUGUCUCAGUGAGGCCCCCCAGAGGCCUCUUGUCUCAGUGAGGGCCCCUGAGGUCCAGUGUCUCAGUGAGGCCCCCCAGAGGCCUCUUGUCUCAGUGAGGGCCCCUGAGGUCCAGUGUCUCAGUGAGGCCCCCCAGAGGCCUCUUGUCUCAGUGAGGGCCCCUGAGGUCCAGUGUCUCAGUGAGGCCCCCCAGAGGCCUCUUGUCUCAGUGAGGGCCCCUGAGGUCCAGUGUCUCAGUGAGGCCCCCCAGAGGCCUCUUCUCUCAGUGAGGGCCCCUGAGGUCGUUACGACGGCCAGCUGGUGGGAAGGAUAUCACAUAAUCCGAGACGCACGCCACACGCAUUCUCACGCCACGGUGGCAGACUGA
Molecule: messenger RNA, 4330 nt
Organism: Gadus macrocephalus (Pacific cod)
Lineage: Eukaryota; Metazoa; Chordata; Actinopteri; Gadiformes; Gadidae
Product: serine/arginine repetitive matrix protein 1-like
Source: RefSeq, a predicted model, not a curated record